This is a messenger RNA of Trichomonas vaginalis G3, 450 nucleotides long. Its product is annotated as protein of unknown function, DUF4106 family. The transcript has a single exon. Lineage: Eukaryota; Parabasalia; Trichomonadida; Trichomonadidae. The record is from RefSeq and is a predicted model, not a curated record. The coding region runs from base 1 to 450 and encodes 149 amino acids.
AUGUUCCUUGACAAAAUAAAACCAACUACAGAAAUAAACGACGCAAGACUGAAAGAUUGGGUAAAAGCUUUCCCAUUCACAAAAGAUAUUGUUGGUAACAUGGAAAGAAAACCAGAAUGGCUACAAAAACAUAUAUUUGGAAACGAGCUUAUUCCAUAUGGACAAGCUCUGUUUGAAGAGCUUGAACCGAAAACUCAGGAAAGAGUCAUGCAAACAAUACGCCAAGACUCAAAUACAAACUAUGACAAAAUCUUUCUAGGAUAUUGGUUACCUGAGAUGGGCGACCAGAGCCCAAAGGCAAAAAGGACAUGGGAAAUUUACAACAUACUAGGUGAACAUGAGGCAAAGAUGCAACAACUUGAAGCAGAGGGCAAGUUACCAAAAGCGACACCAAAGAAGAAGAGAAGAGUAGAACAAAGUGAAAGUAGUGAAGAAGUAACUUGCAUCUAG